UUGCGUCAAUAACUAGUUUCACCGCGAUAUUCCGCAACUCUAGAGGGACCAAGGGUUCAGGCCGAGUGUUUGUGAGCGGAACGCAGGGCCCGGGCGCGGAGUGAGGGGGGAACGCGCGGCUGGUUGCACCAGGCCCAGGCCCGGCCCGAUGGCUUCACUGUUGUGUAGAGUCGCCGCAGCUGCCACCGUGAAACCAAUAUGUUUACGCCGACUGCACACUGUCUACCAGAUGGCUGAGCUCCCAGAAACCCAUCAGUUAUUGAGGGACACCUGCAGAGCCUUUGCAGAAAAGGAACUUGCUCCCGUUGCUGCGCAGCUCGACAGAGAACACAAAUUUCCUGCGGAACAGGUAAAGAAGAUGGGAGAACUUGGGCUCUUGGCAAUGGAUGUGCCGGAGAAAUAUGGUGGAGCAGGAUUGGAUUAUCUGGCAUAUGCCAUUGCCAUGGAAGAGAUAAGCCGAGGCUGUGCUUCCACUGGCGUCAUCAUGAGUGUAAAUAACUCAUUGUAUUUAGGCCCGCUUCUGAAAUUUGGUUCUGAAGAGCAAAAGCGCAAGUGGGUAACCCCAUUCGCAGAUGGAACCAAAAUUGGCUGCUUUGGCCUGAGCGAGCCAGGCAAUGGAAGUGAUGCGGGAGCAGCCUCGACCACUGCCAGGCUAGAUGGCGACAACUGGAUUGUCAAUGGCACCAAGGCCUGGAUCACAAAUAGCUGGGAUGCCUCUGCUGCGAUUAUCUUUGCCACCACAGACAAAGCACUCAAACACAAGGGAAUAAGUGCUUUCUUGGUUCCAAUGCCCACACCAGGGCUCUCCUUGGGAAAGAAAGAAGAUAAAUUGGGAAUUCGAGCAUCCUCCACUGCAAACCUGAUUUUUGAAGACUGCAGACUUCCCCGGGAAAAUCUAUUGGGUGAACCAGGACUUGGAUUCAAAAUAGCCAUGCAAACACUGGAUGCUGGUCGGAUUGGUAUUGCCUCACAGGCCCUCGGGAUCGCACAUGCAGCCCUGGACUGUGCUGUGGAUUAUGCUGAGAAAAGGAUGGCGUUUGGCUCACCUAUUUCCAAACUCCAGGCCAUACAGUUCAAAUUAGCUGAUAUGGGCCUGGCGCUGGAGAGUGCACGCUUGUUGACGUGGAGAGCAGCUAUGCUGAAGGAUAAUGGAAAAUCAUAUGUAAAGGAAGCUGCAAUGGCCAAACUGGCAGCAUCAGAGGCUGCAACAUCCAUCGCUCAUAAAGCCAUGCAGAUUCUCGGAGGUAUGGGCUACGUAACGGACAUGGCAGCAGAGAGGCACUAUCGCGAUGCUCGCAUAACCGAGAUCUAUGAAGGAACCAGUGAAAUCCAGCGUCUGGUCAUAGCCGGCCAGUUAUUAAAAGCAUACCAAGGUUAAGGAUGUCCCUGUGAAUAAUCAAUUAACAAACCUAAAAAACGUUUAAUGUAACUGUAAUGAUAGACAGGAACUGUGAUUCCAAUCCAAUACUGUUGCUCUGUGAUAAAACUCUGAUAUGUUCAUAAGUUUAUAAAGUUGCAGGGCAGAAUUAGGCCAUUCGGCCCAUCAAGUCUUCUCCGCCAUUCAAUUAUGGCUGAUCUAGCUCUCCUUCUCAACUUGCCUUCUCCCCAUAACCCCUGACACCCGUACUGAUCAAGAAUCUAUCAAUCUCCACCUUAAAAAUAUCCAUUGAUGGCCUCCACAGCCUUCUGUGGCAAUGAAUUCCACAGAUUCACCACCCUCUGACUAAAGAAAUUCCUCCUUAUCUCCUUUCUAAAGGUACGUCCUUUUAUUCUGAGGCUUUGGCCUGUGGUCCUAGACUAUCCAACUCAUUGAAACAUCCUCUCCACCUCCACUCUAUCCAGGCCUUUCAUUAUUCGGUACGUUUCAAUGGGGUCCCCUCCCCGUCGUCUUUCUAAACUCCAACGAGUACAGGCCCAGUGCAGUCAAACGCUCAUCAGAAGUUAACCCAAUCAUCCCUGGGAUCAUUCUCAUAAACCUCCUCCAGACCCUCUCCAAAGCCAGCACAUCCUUCCUCAGAUAUGGGGUCCAGAACUGCUCACAGUACUCCAGAUGCAGUCCGGGCCGGUGCUUCCUGAGCAUCCCAAGUAUGGAGAUGUUUGUUUGCAAAUCAGAAAUACAUUUGUUAGGAGGUAACACAGGCUGAACUAUGAUGUCAAACGUUGCAAGAGAGAGCUCCAUGGAUAUUGAUCACACUUCAAAUCAAAAGGAAAGAAUGAUUUUUUUGAGUUGAAACCAUCAGUGGCUUUCGAUCCAAUUGAAGUCACCUUGAUUUAUUUUCUUCCCCGCCAACAACCUGGUGUAGCUGGAAAGUUGACGUUAUUUGCUCUCUUCCUUUCACUUGGGAUACCAGAUGGGCCCUGAAGUCCCUAAAGUUCACUUCACGAUGGUAUAGAGGUACAGAAGCUGAAGGGAUCAGCAAUGGAGAUGAUUUCUCAUGAGAUCCAAAAUUAUAAACAAGAUUUUAAAAAGUUGCCAAAACCGUAUGAAGGCAAUCUUCCCUAUGUUGUGGAUAUUAUAAUGAUAUUCCGUUUGAUUUUUCAUUUUCAUUGCCAAUGCACAUCAAUUUAUAUUUUAUAAAAUGUCAUUGAGUUCUUAUUCAGUCAGGCAGAAAGGAGCUGGUAAACAUAUUUUCCCCUUGACAUCUUUUAAUUUGGUGUUAUUAUUUAGCAACUGAAAUUUCCACUAAAAUGUCAUUGAAGUCGCAGAAAGCAUAUUAUCAUAAUUACUUAAAGGAAUUUGCUGCUGAAUCGGUAAUUGAAAAUAUUGUGUGUUGUUGAAGAACAAAUUAAAUAAACGAUAUAUUUUAACAGACA
Messenger RNA from Leucoraja erinaceus (little skate), 2814 nucleotides. It is a transcript of the gene acads, whose product is annotated as acyl-CoA dehydrogenase short chain. Lineage: Eukaryota; Metazoa; Chordata; Chondrichthyes; Rajiformes; Rajidae. Bases 149 to 1378 code for a protein of 409 amino acids. The transcript has 10 exons. Gene Ontology annotation, biological process: fatty acid beta-oxidation using acyl-CoA dehydrogenase; butyrate catabolic process. The record is from RefSeq and is a predicted model, not a curated record. Gene Ontology annotation, cellular component: mitochondrion. Gene Ontology annotation, molecular function: flavin adenine dinucleotide binding.